Molecule: messenger RNA, 4272 nt
Organism: Nematostella vectensis (starlet sea anemone)
Lineage: Eukaryota; Metazoa; Cnidaria; Anthozoa; Actiniaria; Edwardsiidae
Product: transducin-like enhancer protein 4
Exons: 23
Coding region: 409-2817 (802 amino acids)
Biological process (GO): negative regulation of canonical Wnt signaling pathway; regulation of DNA-templated transcription
Cellular component (GO): nucleus; transcription regulator complex
Molecular function (GO): transcription corepressor activity; protein binding
Source: RefSeq, a predicted model, not a curated record
UUAUAUGGAAUGUCCCCCGAGGUGUUAUGGUGUUACUAGUCGGUGACCGCGUGCCGUUUCGACCGUGUCAGUUUGCUUGUGUCGGUUUCAUCUUGAAUAUUUACUCUUGUCUCGGGGCACAAAGUCUAACUUCAACUCCGACUUCGCCACCAAUCUUUCACAAUACAAGCCAUACUGAUUCAGGGAUUGUUCCUCGAGGAUUUACUGCCUGGUCUCGCUGGAUUUGGUUUUGUCUUUUGGCUCGUUGGAGCGAACAAAUUUGAACGAGCGACGGUUGAAUCGAGUGCUGCAAUGCUCGAGUACUUUUACUAUAUUAUCAAACAAGUUGUGAAGGGUCUACUGCAAGCCAGAUUCGCUUGAUCUUUGUCGAGUCUUUAAGGCCGUUCAAGGCUUCAGGAAACCGUCGCCAUGUACCAAAGCCGCCAUGCAACGCCUCACCAGCCUUCAGGACAACCAUUUAAAUUUACAGUGGCGGAUUCAUGUGACAGAAUUAAGGAGGAAUUUAACUUUCUCCAAGCCCAGUACCACAGCUUAAAGCUCGAGUGCGAAAAGCUAGCAAGUGAAAAGACCGAAAUGCAGCGACAUUAUGUCAUGUAUUAUGAAAUGUCGUAUGGGCUGAAUGUGGAAAUGCACAAACAGACUGAAAUUGCAAAAAGGCUAAAUGCCAUUUGCGCCCAGAUAAUCCCAUUCUUAUCACAAGAUCAUCAACAGCAAGUUGCUGCAGCUGUCGAACGUGCGAAGCAAGUGACAAUGUCGGAACUUAAUGCAAUCAUUGGGCAACAGCAGCUUCACCAACCUGGCAUGCAAGGACUUCACAGCCACGCCCCUACUAUCCCCCUACCACACCCAGGUGCACUGCCGCCACAGCUCCCCCCAGGGGCUGCAUCAGGUCUACUUGCCUUGUCAGGUCAACCGCCGCAUUUGCCAAUCAAAGACGAGAAAGACUCCCCUCUCACUGGGAUCUUCGCAUUGCACAAAGGAAUGUAUCAUAACCAUGAUGAAAAUGGAUUGUCACGUGGCAAGCAGAAUUCCUUGUCGCCACUCGGCUCUAUGUCCAGACCAGACAAGCUGUAUAGCCGUCCGUCCGACAUGUCCUCUCAUGGUAGUGACGAUGGUCACGAGAGGCACAUGAAUGGAAUGGGAUCCAAAUUGAGCAAACGAAAGCGUGAGGAGAAAGACUCCGGGGAUAGUGAUGGCGACAAGAGUGAUGGGGAGCUUGUUGUUGACGUCUCAAAUGAGGAUGCCCCAUCUCCCCAAAGAAUAGAAAAUGGCCCAGACUCUCCUCCAAUAAAUGAGAAAAAAAGAAGCAAAGAAGCUGGCUCUCCAUCAUCAUCAUCUUCAACACCCUCAUCAAAACACAGAGAUCGGGAUCGUGACCGCAUGGACAGGGAUAGAGAUCGUGAUCGCGACAGAGAUCGUGACCGUGACAGGGGAGAAAGGGACAGGGAUCGCGAUAGAGACACAAAGCCACCAGAGAAGAGCAAGACACCCGUGUCAGCAUCAGACUCUGGCUCCAUCGGCAGAAAAAGUCCUUCCAGGUCCGUCUCUCCUCCUGGAAAACCACCAUUAGCUUCUCAAGGCAUCAGGACGCCGAUCUCUGUGCAUGGUGGAGGCCCAGGGUAUCCAUUCGGCAACCCACACAGCAUGUCUGGGGAUCAACACUCAAGUGCUUCCUCCUUCUCUUCUUCCAGCCUUAUGGCAAGUAGCGGCAUGCCUGGUGCGGGUGGAUUAGGUUUCGGGAGAUCGCCACUGGUUGGUUUCGACCCGUCAGGCCAUUCCAGACUUGGUGCAUCUCCUCUCGGACCCAACCUCUCAGGCGCACCGCCCGGUGGCAAGCCUGCCUACUCCUUCCAUGUCGCUGGCGACGGCCAGAUGCAACCCGUCCCGUUCCCUCCAGACGCCCUCAUGGGCUCAAACAUCCCCCGACACGCCCGACAGAUUAACCAGUUAAACCAUGGGGAGGUGGUGUGCGCCGUUACUAUAAGUCAUCCGACAAGACACGUCUACACGGGUGGUAAGGGCUGUGUAAAAGUCUGGGAUAUUAGUCAAGCUAGUGGAAAAAAUCUAGUUUCAACGUUAGAGUGUUUGCGUGAUAAUUACAUUCGUUCGUGUCGUCUUUUACCCGAUGGUCGUACCCUAAUCGUUGGCGGAGAGGCCAGCACCCUCACAAUAUGGGACCUCGCGUCCUCCCAGCCCCGCAUCAAGGCGGAGCUCACGUCCAAUGCCCCAGCAUGCUAUGCGCUCGCCAUGAGCCCCGACUCCAAAGUUUGCUUUAGCUGCUGUAGCGAUGGCAACAUAGCCGUGUGGGAUUUACAUAAUCAGACGUUAGUUAGACAGUUCCAAGGCCAUACCGAUGGGGCAAGCUGUAUCGAUAUCUCUCCCGAUGGGACCAAGUUAUGGACAGGCGGUCUUGAUAAUACUGUACGCUCGUGGGACUUGCGAGAAGGCCGACAGCUGCAGCAGCAUGACUUCAGCUCUCAGAUCUUCUCCCUUGGCUACUGCCCGUCAGGCGAUUGGCUGGCUGUUGGCAUGGAGAACAGCAAUGUCGAAGUGCUGCAUCAGACCAAACCCGACAAGUACCAGUUGCAUCUUCACGAUAGCUGUGUGCUGUCUCUCAAGUUUGCCUACUCGGGAAGCUGGUUUAUAACUACUGGGAAAGAUAAUUUAUUGAACGCUUGGAGAACACCCUACGGUGCAAGCAUUUUCCAGUCCAAAGAGUCCUCGUCUGUCCUAAGCUGUGAUAUCUCUGCGGAUGACAAAUAUAUAGUCACUGGCUCGGGCGACAAAAAAGCCACACUCUACGAAGUCAUGUUCUAGGAAUCGUCUCACGCCAGAUUGUAUAUAUUCCCAAUGUACAAAGCAAAUUGCUGCAAGGUUUUUGUUGCCAUGGCUACACGUCUUCUGUUGCCAUAGAAACGGUUGGAUUAAUUCAAAUUGAUUAAAAUGGAGUGUUUUACCAGUUAUCGGAUAAUCAGCGUUCCUAGCUUAGAACCUAGCCUGGGUUGCCAGUGAAGCACAAUCCAAUGGUUCCUAUGGAAACUGCACACGUGUAAGGGCAAGAAGCUACAUUGGUUCGCAUCCUCUACAACUCAUGUGAAAAGAAUUCGUUACCAUGGCGCGACAAAAUGGGGUUAUUUCCAUGGAAACCAGCGUACACUGGCAUACAUUGAUCAGAGAAUCCACUUCAGUUCUCGUGUCUUAUGGAGUAGUCUUGAGUGUUCCAAUCAGAUAGUCUGAAAAGACAGAGGUUCAUAUUUAGUUGAGGAGGUUCGGACACAGCUAUAGAGGUGCUAUAAUUCGCGUUUACGGAUGCUCCUGUUUGACGCCUGGUAAAUAUUGUGACGGAUCUGCCAGUGUGACAUAAUGGUAGCAUCCUUUUACAUGUGCUUUCUUGGGAAAACAUUAAGUGCUCAACACUUCCCCAUGUCUCUCAUUUAUAAAUCUGAUUGACGGACACGUUCUCAUUGGCUAAUGUGAAAUUCCAAGCUCAAAUAACCCCGAAUAGAUCUUGCAAUGAAGAUGGAUUCGUAGGACGCCACGCCUAUCCUAAAGGUUCCAAUUCCUAGAACUUCAACUGCAAAUGUCUAUGUGGCUACUUCGUUGAGUCGUUAAAAGCAUUCACAAGUUUGAUGACUUGCAGAUUAGGCUCUAUUUCGGAACUUAUGUGCUCUAGGUGCCAGAGGCUUUGUCGCUCGCCCUCCUGUCGGCAUUCGUUCGUCACGUAUUCGGGCUCUCGGCGAUGCGAAAACCUCUGAGACCUAAGGUGGCAAUUAUAUUUACCUCCCCACAACUCUUUGCGACGCGCGCGUGAAACUGAGGCAAGGCGUCAAAAUUGUAAACAAGGGCUAAGUUUGUUUUUAUCCGCGUUAUCACGCGCACGUCGCAAAGAGUUAUGGGGUAGGUGAACUGGCCUGUUUGAGGUAACACUUCUAUAAUCGUGUUAAGAAAUCCCAACUCAUCAAUGUUUUCAGGAAUGAAUAGUACCAAGUGUCUACAGUGUAAUAUACGACGAGCUCGAACCACUGGUUUUGAUGGUAAACCCAGUCUUGAAACAUACACCAUAACGCCCGCAUAUAGCGAACCCACGUACAUUUCCCACUUUCGUAACAUGCAGAUAGUUCAGACAAUUUUCCACACGUUUUCUCCGUGUAGCGCAGUAAAUUAACAGUAAGAUUAAGGUUCACCAAGGGUCUUGUUAUCGUCCAGACGUUUGUAAAUGUGUGAUAGUCUUUCAGUAUAAUUUUUAUAUAUAGAAUCUUAAAACGAGUGCUG